This is a messenger RNA of Penicillium lagena, 765 nucleotides long. RefSeq names its product putative cyclin-dependent protein kinase complex component. Gene Ontology annotation, cellular component: cyclin-dependent protein kinase holoenzyme complex; nucleus. The record is from RefSeq and is a predicted model, not a curated record. Lineage: Eukaryota; Fungi; Ascomycota; Eurotiomycetes; Eurotiales; Aspergillaceae. Gene Ontology annotation, molecular function: protein kinase binding; cyclin-dependent protein serine/threonine kinase regulator activity. Bases 1 to 765 code for a protein of 254 amino acids. The transcript has a single exon. Gene Ontology annotation, biological process: regulation of cyclin-dependent protein serine/threonine kinase activity.
AUGGCCGCUGUCAUGACACAAACCCAGUCCCCGCGGGCACUGCUGAAGCUGGAUUCGAAUGAGGCCCAACAGACCGCCGCGCAGCCGUUGCUUAAUAGUGUCUUCGACAUCACCCCCGAAACUGCACUGAGCCUGCUCUGCCACAACAUCGAAUACCUGAACACAUUCUUCGCGCAAACGUCCGAAGAUGACUCCUACAGCUCUACCCCGGCGGAAAGUCAGACCCCAGGAGAAGGAGAGGCUCUGCCGGUCCACAUCGCGCAUGUGCAUUUUGGAGAGGACCGCGCACGAGCAGAAGCCCUUCAGCUCGGAAUCAUCUCCCGGCGGUUCCUGUCGAAGAAAGUGCCCCCGAUCGCGCUACAGGACUACCUCCUGCGCCUACACCGUUAUUGUCCCAUGUCAACCGCAGUCUAUCUCGCUACGAGCGUUUAUAUUACCAAGAUGACCCUGGUAGAGAAGGUGCUCCGUGUCAAUCCCCACAACAUGCACCGGUUGGUCCUCGCCGGGUUGCUGGUAGCUAACAAGGCCCUGGAGGACCUGAGUUUUCGGCACAGUCGGUUCGCUAAAGUGGGUGGCGUCAGCAAUCAGGAGCUGUCGAAGCUGGAGAUCAACUUUUGUUUCCUGGCGGACUUUGAGCUUCGCGUGGAUGAGGAGAUGCUGAUGGAGGAGGUGCGCGUGCAGGACCGCCGAGCGGCGCCGUCGGCGGAUUCUGAGCCGAACAGCUCCAUGUAUGUGAACAACAACCAUAACAAUGUACUAGAAUAA